AGCUUCGCUGAAAGCACCGAGUGUGUCACGAGUUCUACCGUACGUCGAGAAGCAAGAAACCGGCGUCCUCAGUGGUAGAGAACUUAUUCAUGGGAUAGCCUGCACGCGAAUCCUCAAAAUGCUGCGGAUCGGUAUGUUAUCGCGGCGUGGCUUCUCUACGCUGAAGUUUUCGUCCGAGGUCGCUUCGGCGCUCAAGAACGGAGACCCCAUCGUCGCUCUGGAAUCGACCAUCAUAACGCAUGGGAUGCCGUAUCCCGAAAACUUGAAAACAGCCAUGGACGUCGAGCAAGUAGUGCGCAGAACGGGUGCGGUGCCAGCGACGGUCGCGCUCAUCGAAGGAGAAAUACACGCUGGUUUAUCCUCACAGAUGCUCGAGGAUCUCGCCAGUUCGAAGGACGACCUGGUCAAAGUUUCCCGAAGGGAUCUCGCGCCGGCCAUGGCUCAGAAAAUGACCGGAGGCACGACCGUGGCCGGGACCAUGGUCGUCGCCCACAAGGCCGGAAUACAGAUGUUCGUCACGGGGGGCAUCGGUGGAGUUCAUCGCGGGGCUGAGAUAACGAUGGAUGUGAGCGCCGACCUGAUAGAGCUCGGCAGGACACCCGUCACCGUCGUUUCGGCCGGUGUCAAAUCGAUCCUGGACAUCGAGAAAACGCUCGAGUUCCUUGAAACUCAGGGGGUUUGUGUCGCUACGUACGGUGACUCGAAAGAGUUCCCAUGUUUUUGGACCCGGUCCAGCGGCCAUGAAGCGCCGUGGAACGUGCGAGAUCCUUCAGAGGCCGCCGCAGUCAUCGCGUCUCGACUUUCACUGAAUUUGCAGAGCGGUAUGCUCAUAGCGAAUCCGAUUCCCACCAACCAUGAAGCCGACGGAAAAUUCAUUGAAGCCUGCGUACAGGACGCAUUGAAGGAGUCCCAAAUACAGAACAUCAGAGGCAAGGACAUAACUCCGUUCAUAUUGAACCGUGUCCAUCACGCGACUAGCGGUGCAUCUCUAAGGAGCAAUGUGGCCUUGGUAAAGCACAACGCGUUGGUUGGUUCUCUUAUCGCGAAAGAGCUCAGCAAUAUUUUGCCUGACAAACUCCCACAACAACAAGAAAGCGCUGACGUCCAUAGUUUCUACAUUGGGUCUCAAACGAAAAGCCCGCUAACCAUAAAUCCCUCGAGACCAGUCGUCGUCGGUGGGUGCAUGGUCGAUUUCAACAUCAAGCUCGCCGAGGAUAAAAUCGAGAUCGAUGGCAAGACAUACAAAGGGAGAGUAUUCCAGGGAUACGGCGGAGUCGGUCGAAACAUCGCGGAUUGCACAUCGAGACUGGGACUCUCGCCUCUGUUGAUAUCGGCGGUCGGGAGUGAUUUGAACGGAAAAGGUCUCCUCGGCCACAAUCCCCUGAUGGAUAAGAGCGGAAUCGAAAUCUUGAGAGACGCCACGACUGCCACCUGUUGCGCGGUGCACAACCGCGCGGGCCAGCUCUUGUACAAUGUCGGGGACAUGCUCAUACACGAUCGGAUAACUCCUGAGCUCUUGCUCAAGUACGAAAAAGAUAUCGAGGCAGCGCCUAUUGUCGUUCUGGACGCGAACAUUCCCGAGGACACACUUCGUCUGGCGGUGGACAUGUGUACGCGACUGAAAAAGCCCCUCUGGUACGAACCCACCAUCGUGAACAAAUCGACGAAAGCUUUCGACAAAAAACGAAUCUCCGGAGUCUGGUAUACUUCGCCGAACCGGGACGAGCUCGAAGUCAUGUACAGAGAUCUCACUGGUGGGAACGACGUCCAAGGAGACGAAGUGACGAGAGCUGCGAAAAUGGCGAAGGAGUUGUUACGCUCUGGCGCUAUCACCCGAGCCGUUUACGCCACUCUUGGGCCCAAAGGACUCGUGAGAGUGACGAAAACCAACGAUCUUUUCGACGCCAUCCAUUUCGAGGCCCCUCAAGCAGCCACGAUUAAAACAUCGAACGGCGCUGGCGACUGUCAAGCGUCUACAAUCAUAACCGGUCUCGCACUCCAACUCCCAGAAGAAGAGUAUAUGGGAGCCGCAAUGGACAUUCCGCUCCUCACCUUGGCGAGCUAUUCGGCGGUGCCGGAUACGUUGAGCAAAGACGACCUCAAGGUGAAGAAUGUUGUCAAAACUAGAAGAAUCAUCAUAUGAGCAGAGAGAGCGUCAUUCGCUAGAACAGUAUUCUUUUAAUGCCAUCCGAAGUCGA
This is a messenger RNA of Galendromus occidentalis (western predatory mite), 2198 nucleotides long. RefSeq names its product pseudouridine-metabolizing bifunctional protein C1861.05. Lineage: Eukaryota; Metazoa; Arthropoda; Arachnida; Mesostigmata; Phytoseiidae. The record is from RefSeq and is a predicted model, not a curated record. The transcript has a single exon. The coding region runs from base 119 to 2143 and encodes 674 amino acids. Gene Ontology annotation, cellular component: cytoplasm. Gene Ontology annotation, molecular function: hydrolase activity, acting on glycosyl bonds; pseudouridylate synthase activity; kinase activity.